This is a messenger RNA of Chaetomium fimeti, 1633 nucleotides long. RefSeq names its product mannose-6-phosphate receptor binding domain-containing protein. The record is from RefSeq and is a predicted model, not a curated record. The transcript has 3 exons. NCBI's taxonomy places the organism in Eukaryota, Fungi, Ascomycota, Sordariomycetes, Sordariales, Chaetomiaceae. The coding region runs from base 133 to 1278 and encodes 381 amino acids.
GACAUUUGUCUAAUCUGCUAGUUCGAAAGUGUCUUCUCUUUGCAUGAGAGACCCCUGCAUUCUCCCACGCAUCGCUCAGCGCGACAGCGCGCAACACGACCAUCCCGUUUGAAGGCCCGCCAACAGCCGAUCAUGCUUUCCCAAAACCCGUCGCGGGGUCUUCUCCUCGCCCUCGCCGCCCUUGCUAGCGUAUCUUCCGCCGAAGAGGGUACGAAAACGAUCUCCACAACCACACCGGUCCACACACCAUGUGUCGCGACGUCCACUAACGGCGCCUUCUUCGAUCUGCGCCCGGACGCCGCUGUGGCUGUCGUCGAGGGGGAAAAGCCACAUAAGGGGAUACCCACUGAAGACUACACAGCCAGGGGCUGGGACUACGGAUCGAACUUUACGAUCAAUGUCUGCAACGCUGCGGUCAAGACGGCGGAGGAUGUCGUCGGGGUGGAUGAGGCGCUGUGGAAGAACGUCAGCGCGUACUACGAGGCCGACGGGAAGGUCUACUCCUUAGGACAACAAUCAGACAACCUCGUCCCGCGCGGGCGCAAACUCGUCCUCCAAUACACAGGGGGGUCACCAUGCGGUACCUCCGACAAGAGCAAAGACAAGCGCGCCAGCGUUCACGAAGGGGCGCGAUACAAACACUACGAGUUCGAUGAUGAGGAUGAAGAGCUUGACCCUAAGAAGCCCAACGAUGAUGAGGAAGACGAGGAUGGAGACGGCGAGAAGGAUGAGGACGAGAAGAAAGGCGAUGACGAAGACGAAGACAAGGAGAAGGAGGGAGAAAAAGAGAAGGAGAAGGGGGAUAACACGCGCCGCAAGUCCGCGACCAUUUCCUUCCUCUGCGAUCACGACCCCGACACGCCCACGGCCUUCUCUUUCGUUGGCACCGACCCGGACGAGUGCGCGUACUUUUUCGAGGUCCGCUCGCAACACGCUUGCGCCGGCGCUGAGCCCCACAAGCCGGGCAGCGUCGGGCCAGGUAGCGUCUUCGCCAUCAUUUUCUUCAUUACCGUCCUGGUGUACGUCGUGGGCGGUAUCUUUUAUCAACGCACCGUGGCGCAUGCGCGCGGUUGGAGGCAGCUACCCAACUACAGCCUGUGGGCCGGCAUCUGGAGCUUUAUCAAGGACCUCCUGGUUAUCCUGACAUCGUCAUGCGCCCGCAUCAUCCCGAAACGGCGAGGCUACCACUCGCUGUCGGGGUCUCCCAAUGGGAGGAACCGUAACCGUGACGACGAGAACCGUCUGAUCGACCAGCUUGACGAGGAGUGGGAUGACUGAUGCUUCCGCAACGGGUUUGCUUUAUUCGGUCUUGACACGUUUUCUUCGGCGUUGGUGAAGGCUUAUUGCAGGGUCAAUUGAGCAUACAAGGGAAGAAUGCCAGUCCAGUGCUGAGCUAUUAUACCCCUGAAAACUGGAGUAUACUCGUCUCAAUUCCGGUAGCUUGCUGCUUGGACCUAAAUGAAGGCAGAGGUUCUAGACAAUGAAUCGCUUAUAGAGGCAACUUGAAUAGAAUCUUUUUCCCACCUGCCUCAUCGUCUCUUGGUUGAAAUUUGGGAUUGGACGCCUCCUCACGCCUCAAAUAUCUUGGUGGUGUUGGGAAUGCUUGGCCUGCGUGAACAAUGCCACAUAGUGU